CUGAGGCUCAGAAAGGGCCAGACUGUGGCCUAAAAGCUGCACCACCAAUCGGAGCAGAAACCGUGCCACCCACAACCUGUCCCACUCCGGUGAGUUUAUGAGUCGGCGGUAGCUCCGAUUCUUCGUAUCCCAUCCCGGGGGCCAGCCCUCACCUCCCAGCUGCCCACCGUCCCCUUUAAGAACAGGCACCGGCGGGACUACAUUUCCCAGAAGGCUUUGCACGCGCGUUAUGUAACUUUCCCUGCGAAGCGGCCUCUGGGGCAGAAAGAGGUGGAGGCGACGGCGGCGGCAGCAGCGGCGGCGGCGGGAGCGGCGGGAGCCCGGGGCGGCGGCGCCCGUGCCUCAUCUUAGGGCCGGAGCUGUGCGCCUCGGGGACCGGGCGGUGCUACCGACGUGUUGCUGCUGCAUUUGCUUUUCCCCGGGUAGACGGGAGUGAGUAAAAAGGAAAAAAAAAAAAAAAAGCAGCAGCUCAGGGGGCGGGGAAGGGGGGCCGGGCCUGGGCCCGCCGGCGAGGCCGAUUCCGACGCCGGCCUGCGGCUCGCGCAGUCCGGGGCACGCGAGCGGGUGGCAGGGCCCGGCGGGGCGCGCGCGGGGGCCAUGGCGUCAGUGCAGGCGUCCCGUCGCCAGUGGUGCUACCUGUGCGACCUGCCCAAGAUGCCGUGGGCCAUGGUGUGGGACUUCAGCGAGGCCGUGUGCCGCGGAUGCGUGAAUUUCGAGGGCGCCGACCGCAUCGAGCUGCUCAUCGACGCUGCUCGUCAGCUCAAGCGCAGCCACGUGCUCCCGGAGGGCCGAUCGCCCGGGCCCCCGGCGCUCAAGCACCCGACGGGCAAGGACCUGGCGGCGAGCGGCGCGCCCGGGCCCCAGCUGCCUCCCCCGCAGGCCCAGCCCCAGCCCUCUGGGACCAGCGGGGGCGUCUCGGGCCCGGAACGCUAUGACAGAGCCACUUCUUCGGGCCGCCUCCCGCUGCCCUCCCCGGCCCUGGAGUACACCCUGGGGUCCCGCCUGGCCAAUGGGCUGGGCCGCGAGGAGGCCGUCGCCGAAGGGGCGCGCAGGGCCUUGCUUGGCACCAUGCCCAGCCUGAUGCCCCCCGGCUUGCUGGCAGCUGCGGUGUCGGGCCUGGGAGGCCGAGCCCUGACGCUGGCACCCGGCUUGAGCCCUGCCCGGCCACUUUUCGGCUCCGAUUUCGAGAAGGAGAAGCAGCAGAGGAAUGCGGACUGUCUGGCGGAACUGAAUGAGGCCAUGCGGGGCCGGGCAGAGGAGUGGCACGGGCGCCCCAAGGCCGUGCGGGAGCAGCUCCUGGCGCUGUCCGCCUGUGCCCCCUUCAAUGUCCGCUUCAAGAAGGAUCACGGACUGGUGGGGCGCGUGUUCGCCUUCGAUGCCGCUGCUCGCCCUCCAGGCUAUGAGUUCGAGCUGAAGCUCUUCACUGAAUACCCCUGUGGCUCUGGCAAUGUGUACGCGGGGGUCCUGGCCGUGGCCCGCCAGAUGUUUCAUGAUGCCCUGCGGGAACCAGGCAAGGCCCUGGCCUCCUCCGGCUUCAAGUACCUCGAAUACGAGCGCCGCCACGGCUCGGGCGAAUGGCGCCAGUUGGGCGAGUUGCUCACCGACGGAGUCCGCAGCUUCCGCGAGCCUGCACCCGCAGAAGCCCUGCCCCAGCAGUACCCGGAGCCGACCCAGGCUGCUCUGUGCGGACCCCCACCCCGAGCUCCAUCCCGGAACCUGGCGCCCACCCCACGCCGUCGCAAGGCAUCCCCUGAACCCGAGGGCGAGGGCGCUGGCAAGAUGACCUCCGAGGAGCAGCAGCAACGACACUGGGUGGCGCCCGGUGGCCCCUACUCGGCUGAAACCCCCGGAGUGCCCUCACCUAUUGCCGCCCUGAAGAAUGUGGCCGAGGCCCUGGGCCACUCGCCCAAGGACCCUGGUGGUGGUGGAGGGCCUGUGCGCACCGGAGGUGCCAGCCCCGCAGCCUCCUCCACCACCCAACCUACACCGCAUCGGCUGGUGGCGCGCAUAGGGGAGCCAGAAGUCAGCCCCACUGCGGGGGCCGAAGCUGUCAGCGGGGGCGGAAGCGGCACGGGGGCUCCCCCCGGGGCUCCCCUGUGCUGUACCCUGUGCCGUGAGCGCCUGGAAGACACCCACUUCGUCCAGUGCCCCUCGGUGCCCGGACACAAGUUCUGCUUUCCCUGCUCCCGCGAGUUCAUCAAGGCACAGGGCCCGGCCGGAGAGGUGUACUGCCCCAGCGGCGACAAGUGCCCACUAGUGGGCUCCUCCGUGCCCUGGGCCUUCAUGCAGGGCGAGAUCGCCACCAUCCUUGCUGGAGACAUCAAGGUCAAGAAAGAACGGGACCCCUAGACCCCAUCCCCUGCCCUGUGGUUCCCUACCCUGCCGCAGCUGCGGAUAAAUUAUUCCCUACACCCAGUGCCACCACGCCCCUGUGUACAUACCCCCUUCCUCCACCCAGAUUGGUCCCCUGGGAUAGAUGCAUUGUGGGGUGGGGGGGAAGAAAGCUUGGGGUUCCCUGGGCCCUUCCAGUUUCCCCUCUCCCCGCUCCUUGGCUUGGCUUUCUUUGCUGCUGCUUGUAGUUGGGGGAAGGUACCCUGCACCCCCCCCCCCCCAGAAGGGGCCUCCUGAAAACUUGCUCUUUAUAAACGAAGCAAAAGCAUUUUAUCUCCCUCCCUCCAACCUUCUCUCCCUUCAAUAAACGGAAAGAUGUUUCCUUCC
Molecule: messenger RNA, 2718 nt
Organism: Perognathus longimembris pacificus (Pacific pocket mouse)
Lineage: Eukaryota; Metazoa; Chordata; Mammalia; Rodentia; Heteromyidae
Gene: Irf2bp1
Product: interferon regulatory factor 2 binding protein 1
Exons: 1
Coding region: 598-2349 (583 amino acids)
Biological process (GO): regulation of transcription by RNA polymerase II
Cellular component (GO): nucleus
Molecular function (GO): transcription corepressor activity
Source: RefSeq, a predicted model, not a curated record